AUGAAUAACGAUCACAAUAACGAUAAUAAAAGCAUCACUUCAGAAGAAAAUAAUAUACUAAAAGAGCUUUUAGAGCUAUUUGACGAACUCAAACGAUGGGGUGAACCAGACGAAAGAGCAGUAAAACGAAUACUCAAAUGGAUAGCAUCGAAAAACACACUACCACAAAAUAUAUUCCAAAUAUUAUCAACCAAAAAAGAUGAUCCACCAUACACUUGUAUCUUGGGAUUCUUUUAUAAUUUUGGAAUCGGGACACCGUUAGAUCUCGAACGUGCAUUUUGCCUUUACCGAAAAAGUGCUGAAGCAGGAUACUUAAUCGCACAAAAUAAGGUUGGGUAUUGUAUAGUGAAGCAAAUUGGAACUACGGCAUCGGAAGAAACAGCGUUAUCGUGGUUUAAUCGUGCUGCACAGGCCGGCCAUUUACCAGCCCAAUAUAAUCUCGGCGUUUGUUAUGCGCAAGGGAAUUGUGGUGUAGAAGUAAAUGAGUCAAUGGCUUUGUAUUGGGGAGAGAAAGCAGCCAGAGCCGGUCAUCCAGCAUCACAAAUACAAUUGGCGUUACUAUAUACGUACGGAGUAAUAGUACAAAGGAAUAUCACAAAAGCAAUCUAUUGGUGUCGAAAAGCGAACGAAGCUCGUAACAAUGUGAGUCAACAUACACUUGGUGGAUACUAUCAGUCUGGGAUUGGGGUUCCUCGUGAUAUACAUAUGACUAUUAAAUUGUAUCGAAGGGCACAAAAUAACGAUUACGAGUUUACAGAAAAUUCUUUGAACUGUCUUUUUAAACCUGCAUCAAAGAAUUAA
Ambispora gerdemannii is the source of this 801-nucleotide messenger RNA. The record is from the annotation of a GenBank genome assembly. Lineage: Eukaryota; Fungi; Glomeromycota; Glomeromycetes; Archaeosporales; Ambisporaceae.